AUGCAACGUUCUUCCAAGAAAGCCUGCAACGAACUUCUCCGGUACCGGUGGCGUUUCCGGCGGCCGACGGGAGACCUGCAGCCAUGCGACGUGUUCAUUAACCACCGGGGGAUCGACACAAAACGGAACGUGGCCGGAAUGCUUUACGACCGGCUCCGGAGGCACCGGCUCCGGCCGUUCUUGGACAGCAAGAGCAUGAAGCCCGGAGACAAGUUGUUCGAGAAAAUUGAGCCGGCGAUACGAGGUUGUCGGGUUGGAGUGGCCAUCUUUUCGCCGCAGUAUUGUGAGUCGUAUUUUUGCCUACAUGAGUUGUCUCUCAUGGUGGAGAGCAAUAAAAGGGUGAUUCCAGUUUUUUGCGACGUAAAGCCCUCUGAGCUUGCAGUUAAGGACAACGUUUUUGGGGUUUAUGGAGAUAAUAAGGAGAUGGAGAAAUUCAGACUGGCUCUUGAGGAGGCAAAGUUCACCGUUGGAAUCACUUUUGAUACCAUAAAUGGGGAUUGGUCUGAACUCUUAACAAGGGUUACAGAUGCUGUUAUGAGCAACAUGGUGGAGGUGGAAAGAGACCAAUUCAUCAAAUUAAAGCUACCUGCAAAUUAA
Ipomoea nil (Japanese morning glory) is the source of this 597-nucleotide messenger RNA. RefSeq names its product disease resistance-like protein CSA1. NCBI's taxonomy places the organism in Eukaryota, Viridiplantae, Streptophyta, Magnoliopsida, Solanales, Convolvulaceae. The transcript has 2 exons. Gene Ontology annotation, biological process: signal transduction. The record is from RefSeq and is a predicted model, not a curated record. The coding region runs from base 1 to 597 and encodes 198 amino acids.